This is a messenger RNA of Trichoderma aggressivum f. europaeum, 5250 nucleotides long. RefSeq lists its product as uncharacterized. The record is from RefSeq and is a predicted model, not a curated record. NCBI's taxonomy places the organism in Eukaryota, Fungi, Ascomycota, Sordariomycetes, Hypocreales, Hypocreaceae. The coding region runs from base 1 to 5250 and encodes 1749 amino acids. Gene Ontology annotation, cellular component: Swr1 complex. The transcript has a single exon. Gene Ontology annotation, biological process: chromatin remodeling. Gene Ontology annotation, molecular function: ATP-dependent chromatin remodeler activity; histone binding; ATP binding.
AUGCCCGAGACCGCGUCGCCAGACCAUGUUAUCCUCGACGCGGACUCUCUGGCUGCCUCAUCAGCAGACGGACCCCUAAACCCUCCCGCCAGUGACGCGCCGCCCGUCGAGCCCGAGGGUCGGGAAGCUGCCGUCGAAUCUCAUGCGAAUGGCCAUGCCCAGCACGACGCGACGCCGGCUCAGGCAAAUGGCCACGUGCUGCAGCCAGCGGAAGCCAUGGACGGUGCUCGUCUCGACGACAGCGAGCGGCCUGCGAAGCGACAGAGGACUCGGAAUGCGACACCGCCGCCGCUGGCUUCUCGCAAGCUGAAGCCCAUCUCGCCACCGUGGAAGAAGAUCGAGGCUGACGGCCCAACAUCGUACACCGAGAACGGGCGGCGCAAAUCCGGCCGUAUCAAUUCGUUGCCCGUCCCGACCGAGCCGUCCAACCUGAAUCCGAAGCGCAAUACUAGGCAUUCUACGAACGGAUCGACAGGAAGCACGCCCAAGGAGAGCUCGAUGACUAAUGGCAAAUCAAGCAAGAUGGCAGGAAGCAACACAUCCAAGCAGAAGCCCUCGGGCAAAGCUACGCCAGCCAGCACCACGGCGUCCGAAUCGAACUCGAGAUACGCUUCUAAACGAGGUGCUGCUCCAGAGCCCAGGUCAUCUUCACGACUCACACGCCGACGAACUCCCUCGCCUCCGCCACAGUCCCUCAGACACUCCACGCGCACGCGAAGAACACGGCUCAGUGAUGCGUCUGCUGCAGCUGAACAAGAUGCUGCAGGCAACAUUAUUAAGCAUAAUACCUUCGAAAGCUCCGGCAAGUCACCUCGAGUCAAGCUGAGGGUCUCGUCUCGGCUCGGUGUGAUUCCGCUGGUUCAUCCGGACCAGGUUCGCAAACGACCACGCAUAGGGACUGACUUUGACGAUUUCUGGACUCGAGCGGGAGAUAUUCCGGUAGAAGAUGGCGGCCUCAUGGCCUCUGAGGAUGGGCCACCGUACACAGACGAAAUGGCACAGAAUGAUGCACGGAUAGUUCUCCGCAUUGAAAAAGAGGUCGAGCCGGGUGGGCUCCUUUCGAUGCAGCGCUGCUCCCUAUUCGUGCCUGAAGGAGAAGAGGAGCCACCAAGACAAUGGGCUCGACAAGACCAUAUGACAAGGGCUGCUGCCAACUUUCGAAAGCUCAUGGUAGUGGAACAACAGCGCCAUCGAUCAGCAGCCAAGAAGCUUGCCGAAGCCUGUCGUGAAGAAUGGUUAAGGCGCCAGCCCAAAUCCGCCGAAGAGAUAGAAUCGGAAGCAAGGGCCUUGUGGUUAACGCGGUAUCGAGUUGUUCUCAAAUCUCUCUCUGGUACUUGGGAAAAUAUACGUACAGAGGUAAACAGACGGCGAUUGGUGCAGUGGGAGGCAGAAGAACAAAAAAGAGUCAAAGCCGCGCUUAACCAGGCCGUCAGUCUAUCGGAGCAGAAAUUGCAGGCUCGCCGCGCCGGAGGCAUGGAUUCCGAAUCUCUUUUCGACGAGGAUGAUGGCUUUGAUGAUAUGAGCGACAGCCCUAGCGACGAUGACGCAGACGAAGAUGGGUCUCGUCUCUCUUCCGCAGAGACUGAUGGAAACAGCGGCGGCGGCGACGAUAGCGAUAUGAUGUCUUCUUCCGAAGAUGAAGAUGAUGAAGAUCAGAAAGACGUGGCAGACGAGGGCCUCACACAGGAACAGCUACGAGCGAAAUACGCCAACAUACCCGACCUAAAAAGACCUAAGAAACCAGAAUCAAUUGCCGAGAGCACGAGCCAAAGCCCUGGAAAUGCAGGAGAGUCAGACGCCGAGACCAGCGAUGAAUCAGUGGAUAUGGAUGACGAUUUAGGAUCCAGUGAUUUUGAUGGUAGUGACGAGUCUGGGGAUGAAGGGUCCACGGAUGAGUCGGGAUCUGAAGAAGAGGCCAGUGGUUUGCUGGGACUCUUUUUUGGAAAAUCAGAGCUCAAAGAAAUGAAGCAAAUCGAGGCCAAGGCUGAAAGUCCCGAAAACGACGAGACGAGUGGUCAAGUCGAUGCCCCUGAGCCGGAAAUCGCACAGCCAGAUGUUGAGAUGGAAGAUGAGGACGAGGAUGAAAUGUCGCUUGUCCGGCACCCGGAUUCUAUCAAUGGUGAUGGCGCAGAUGAUGACGGGGAUGAUGCUAAUAAUACGGCAUCCAUGUUAGAAACCAAGCCAAAUGGCGUGGGAAGUGGAACGGAACACGAUGAUGAAAACAAAAGGCCUACAAUUUCUUCGGACCAUGCCGAUCUUGAUUCUGUAAAUGUCAAUCAGGACAUAGCAAUGGCAGAUGCUCCCGACACUGCGGCCAGCGAUGCGUCAAAGUCGGAAGAGCCUACAAGCACAGCAGCUUCAGAGAAAUGCGCUCAUCCUGACACAGCGGCUACGGAUGUCCAAUCGGCCAAUACCUCACCGAGUACAUCACUUCCAACAACCAUGGACACCAAGUUAGAAUCGAAGCAAUCCGAUAGCGAAACAUUGCCGCUGAAAGACACCGUACCGGAAGAAUCGCCCACUACCGUUGCGCGAGUUUCAACACCUCCAUCCGCAGCCCAUAAAAUAGAGGUUCCGUUCCUCCUACGGGGAACACUACGCGAGUACCAAAGACAGGGCCUCGACUGGCUUGCCGGCCUGUAUGCAAACAAUACCAAUGGCAUCCUGGCAGACGAGAUGGGUCUGGGCAAAACAAUUCAGACCAUUGCGCUAUUAGCGCAUCUUGCCUGUCGUCACGAAGUCUGGGGUCCUCAUUUGGUCAUCGUGCCCACCAGUGUAAUGCUCAACUGGGAAAUGGAAUUCAAGAAGUGGUGUCCUGGCUUCAAGAUACUGGCCUACUACGGCUCUCAAGAGGAGCGGAAGAGGAAACGUCAAGGCUGGAACAACGACGACGUUUGGAACGUCUGCGUUACUUCAUAUCAAUUGGUGCUUCAAGACCAACAGGUGUUUAGGCGACGCCGAUGGCACUAUAUGAUUCUUGACGAAGCACAUAAUAUCAAAAACUUCAAAUCACAACGAUGGCAAACGCUCCUUGGGUUUAACACGCAUUCGCGCCUUCUCCUUACAGGAACUCCGCUUCAAAAUAACCUAACCGAGCUAUGGUCGCUACUAUUUUUCCUUAUGCCUGCGGAGAACGGCGUUGGGGGAUUUGCAGAUUUGCAAGAGUUUCAUGACUGGUUUCGCAAACCUGAGUCACAGAUCUUAGAGAAUGGGAGAGACCAGAUGGAUGACGAGGCCAAGGCCAUCAUCGGAAAACUGCACAAGGUUCUGCGACCGUAUCUUCUCAGACGUCUCAAAGCCGACGUGGAGAAGCAAAUGCCAGCCAAAUACGAACACGUCGAAUUCUGUCGACUUUCAAAGCGCCAGCGUGAACUGUACGAUGGCUUCCUGGCACGCAGCGAGACAAGAGAUACGCUAGCAUCCGGCAAUUAUCUCUCCAUUAUCAACUGUUUGAUGCAGCUGCGCAAAGUCUGCAACCAUCCCGACUUGUUUGUGGACCGUCCCAUCAUGACCUCGUUCCGCAUGCGCAAAUCUAUCGUCGCAGAAUUUCAGGAUACCGUGAGAGCUGUGCAGCGAUCUUCGGUUGCAGAGAGCCCCAUGAGCACUGUCAACUUGGGUUUUCUCAACCUAGUGCCCACUCAGCAUGAGCAUCUAUCUACCACGAAGGCGGAUAGUGUAGCCCAGCUGAGCUCCCACCGCGUCCUCAUGGAUCUUCGAGAGGCUCAGAAAUGCCGAGCACAGAAUGCCUACACAACCCUUGACCCGGCUACGGUAGAAUCGAAUAUUGCCUAUGUCGAGAGUGCCGCCCGGUGGGGACGCUUCGAGGAGCUGCAACACUGCGUCUACCUCAAUGCCCUUCGUCGGCAGCAAAGACCGAUAUAUGGCAGCAACGUCAUAAACUUGUUGAACAUCAAUGCCCAUGACCGUCUACGUAAACCCCGGCCUAGGGUUCCUCGAAAAAUCAUGGAAUGGUUCGAUUCCGACUCAGCCUUUGUACAGGCGCUAACUCCAUCUCUCGAACAGAGAGCUGAUAGCCUCAAGACUGCCAUCGAAAAGUUCUCCUGCGUCACGCCCGCGGUGGUGACUCGGGACUUUGACCAGCUCAUUCUGGGUCGAAAGGGUGUCGAGGCAUUUACCGAUGAAGAUCUCAAGCUAUCAGCACCGGUGCGAUGGGCGCCUUUUAUGCCCAAGCAACCCCCUGCGGACCCUUGGCACGAGGCUCGGAUGCGUCUCACCAUCCAGUUUCCCGACAAACGUCUUCUUCAGUACGACUGCGGCAAACUCCAGGCACUAGACAAGCUGCUACGCAAACUGCAAGCUGGCGGCCACCGCGCCCUCAUCUUUACUCAAAUGACAAAAGUCCUCGACAUCCUAGAGCAAUUCUUAAAUAUUCACGGGCACAAAUACCUCCGACUGGAUGGCGCCACAAAGGUUGAGCAGCGUCAAAUCUUGACGGAUCGGUUCAACCAUGAUUCGCGCAUUCUCUGCUUCAUUCUGUCCACUCGUUCAGGAGGUCUGGGCAUCAAUCUUACGGGCGCGGACACAGUCAUCUUCUACGAUCAGGACUGGAAUCCGGCCAUGGACAAACAGUGUCAGGACCGAUGUCAUCGUAUAGGUCAAACGCGUGACGUGCACAUCUACCGUCUCGUCAGCGAACACACGAUCGAGGCGAAUAUUCUUCGUAAAGCAUCACAAAAGCAGAUGCUUGACGAUGUAGUCAUUCAAGAGGGCGAGUUUAACACGGAUUCAUUCAACCGCCCCUCGGUCAGAGACGUCCUUGGCGAGAAGGUCGAUUUUAUGAGCGAAGGCGUUGCUGCAGCAGAUGCCGCUCUUGAUCUAGUCCUUGGCGGAUCGGAAAGCAGCAAUGAUCAGCGCCGUGUCGGUCGCGUCUUUGAGCAAGCGGAAGACAAAGAAGACGUCGCCGCCGCACGCGUGGCAGAGAAGGAGAUCUUGGCCGACGAUGCUGAUUUUACGGAAAAGGCCGGCGGGGCUACCUCGGGCACUUCGACAGCACGCCAAGGGACGCCAGCAGGCAAAUCUAUCUUUGAUGGGGGCAUUGGAAUACUGGACGGACCAGACGAGCCCGGCAUCGACGUAAUCGAGGAGUAUAACGCUUGGGGCGGAAGAAUGGGCAACGUUGAUGACUAUAUGCUUUCUAUCAUGACCGAGGAGUUGAAACACACGAAACUGGAGCUGCCAAAGGAUAAGAAGAAGGGCAAGAAGAAGGGCAAAGACACGAGGAAACGAUGA